Molecule: messenger RNA, 168 nt
Organism: Bipolaris oryzae ATCC 44560
Lineage: Eukaryota; Fungi; Ascomycota; Dothideomycetes; Pleosporales; Pleosporaceae
Exons: 1
Source: RefSeq, a predicted model, not a curated record
GGGUGCUUGGAAGCGAGUAGUGCCGGAAUCACAUGCUGUAUCACCUCCCAAACUAGGCAUCAAAGGUCUACAUACGCCAUUCUGUGCCGCUUUGGCGACUGGCAACUCUACGCGCCAUGGUGUAGGUACGCCGGCUCUGUACGCGAUUGUCACAUCGGUAAUUGCUAG